Molecule: messenger RNA, 2104 nt
Organism: Nothobranchius furzeri (turquoise killifish)
Lineage: Eukaryota; Metazoa; Chordata; Actinopteri; Cyprinodontiformes; Nothobranchiidae
Gene: rhoaa
Product: ras homolog gene family, member Aa
Biological process (GO): small GTPase-mediated signal transduction
Cellular component (GO): cytosol
Molecular function (GO): GTP binding; GTPase activity; protein kinase binding
Source: RefSeq, a predicted model, not a curated record
UUGGCUGAAAGUGUGGCUUGUGGGCGGGUUACUCCUUGACGCACUCUCCUGGGCUGGGCGGGGCUAUUGAGUCCAACAGGAAAAGUAAGGAAAGGCGAGUCGGGUCGCGGGGGCAGCAGCCUAAGCAGAGAGGCCCGGACUUCCCUCUCCCCAGCCACUUGAGCCAGCUCCUCCGGGGGAAUCCCGAGGCGUUCCCUGGCCAGCCGUGAGACACAGUCCCUUUAGUGUGUCUUGGGUCUUCCUGUAGGCAUUUUCCUGGUUGGACGUGCCCGGGAAAUCUUACCAGAUGGCUGCGAUCAGGAAGAAACUGGUGAUCGUCGGUGAUGGAGCUUGUGGGAAGACGUGUCUCCUCAUAUUGUUCAGCAAAGACCAGUUCCCAGAGGUCUACGUUCCCACCGUCUUUGAGAACUAUGUGGCGGAUAUUGAGGUGGAUGGUAAACAGGUGGAGCUGGCUCUGUGGGACACUGCAGGUCAGGAGGACUACGACCGGCUGAGGCCCCUCUCCUAUCCCGACACCGACGUCAUCCUCAUGUGUUUCUCUAUCGACAGCCCUGACAGCUUAGAGAAUAUUCCAGAAAAAUGGACUCCAGAAGUGAAGCACUUCUGUCCCAACGUGCCCAUCAUCCUUGUGGGGAACAAGAAGGAUCUGCGGAACGACGAACACACUCGCAGGGAGUUAGCCAAGAUGAAACAGGAACCGGUGAAGUCCGAGGAGGCCAGGGACAUGGCUAACCGGAUCAACGCCUUCGGAUACCUGGAGUGCUCGGCCAAGGCAAACGACGGCGUGAGGGAGGUGUUCGAGAUGGCCACCAGAGCGGCGCUGCAGUCCAAGAAACGAAACAAGAAGCCCGGCUGCACCCUCCUAUAGAGGUCCUGAUGGCGGGGUGGGGGCGCCAAACAUUCCUCCUGCUCUGCCGCCACAGCGGGCAGAUUUCCAGUCCGCGUGACGGACGAGCAGGCUAAAGGAAAAGGGAAGAUUCCGAGUUCAGGAUAAACGUUCUAAGAUUUAAAAAAGUAACAGAAAAACAACGUUAUGGUUGAAACCAUCACAGCUUUUCCCACUGAUCGGGUCUGACCCGGUUCUCCAAACAAACCCGAUUCCCUGUAAAUCAGAUCAUGAAGCCCGUCAGAACAAAUCAAAUAAGCUGGUUUAGAAAACAUCCUAAAAAUACAGGAUGUUAAGUUUCCAUGUGCUAAAGUUCCUCGUUCCUGUUCUUGCCAGGAGCCGGACGGCCUAGAACAAAAAUAUAAGUCCUGAUCCAGAACCUGAAGAUCAUGAGAAGAGGGCUGGAUCAGGAGCGGUUCUACCACUGGAGCCUUUCUCACUCAUCAGGGUUAUCCCCUGCAGCUCAGAUUUACGGACCACCCCUAAACACCUCGCCUGUGACGGGAUUUCCUCGAGUCCCGAUGUGACGCGUUUCCAUGAAAAGGCAAAGAUGAGCUGUUCUUACUGGACACGUAUAAAAGGGAACCAACAGCGAUCAGCUGAGCUCUUUUCAACCAUAAACGCGUGGAUUUUAAUAAUGAAACGAGUAUUUUACAUGAAUCAGACGGUAAACGGGCCUUACUUUACCUCCAGAACCAGAAGUGGGUUCUGCCUGAGGCAGGCGGGUCUUUAAAAGACGCCUCCGUGUUUUCUGCUUUUUUCACAAAUUCAGUUAAAUGUUUGUUUCUACAGUAAAGCGUCACGAUUGUGUCUGAUUGUUCUGUUUCUGUAACGAAAGGCAAACAGGAAGUGUUUAAACGUAGAACCGGUUUGGGUUCCUCGUGUCUGAAGGAACGUGAGACUGAAUUAGUGGAAGCAGCUGUUUUCAUUCUGCUCUUAUAUAAAAUCAACGUCUGAUUUAAACCCUCAAUCCUGUCUGCUAGGUUAGCCCCUCCUCUCUUCCUGUUACCUGAUGCGCUAUUCUGCUGGCUUCUCUUGUUUUAUUUGCACAAAUAUUAAAAAAAUAAAUAAAAAAUUAGGUCAGUGGCGGCGAAGUGUGAGAUGCAAGCGGCUCCUAAAGGAUUUGUAAGAGAAAUGCUCUUUUAUAUACAAACUUUUCUUGAGAUUUCUGCAGUUUUUCAUGUAUUCUAAAGAAAAUAAAUUCAAAUAAAACGUCGA